AUGGACGCUGCAGAUGCCUCCAGGAGCAACGGGUCCAGCCCAGAAGCCAGGGAUGCCCGGAGCCCAUCGGGCCCCAACGGCACCCUGGAGAAUGGCACCAAGGCCGAUGGCAAGGAUGCCAAGACCACCAACGGGCACGGCCCGGACACAGCCGAGGGCAAGAGCCUGGGUCCCACCCUGAAGGCAGGGGAAGGGAAGAGCGCCCUGUUCUCGGGCAACGAGUGGCGGCGGCCCAUUAUCCAGUUUGUUGAGUCCAUGGACGAAAAGAGCUCCAACUACUUCAGCAUGGACUCGGCGGAAGGCAAGAGGUCACCGUACGCGGGGCUCCAGCUGGGGGCCUCCAAGAAGCAGCCAGUCUCCUUCGCCGACAAGGGGGAGCUGCGCAAGUCCAUCUUCUCGGAGCCCCGCAAGCCCACGGUGUCCAUCGUGGAGCCCGGGGAGGUCCGGCGGAACAGCUACCCCCGGCCGGACUCGGGCUUCUUCCCGCGCUCCAAGUCGGGCUCCGAGGAGGUGCUGUGUGACUCCUGCAUCGGCAACAAGCAGAAGGCCGUCAAGUCCUGCCUGGUGUGCCAGGCCUCCUUCUGCGAGCUGCACCUCAAGCCCCACCUGGAGGGCGCCGCCUUCCGGGACCACCAGCUGCUCGAGCCCAUCCGGGACUUCGAGGCCCGCAAGUGCCCCCUGCACGGGAAGACCAUGGAGCUCUUCUGCCAGACGGACCAGACCUGCAUCUGCUACCUCUGCAUGUUCCAGGAGCACAAGAAUCACAGCACCGUCACCGUGGAGGAGGCCAAGGCCGAGAAGGAGACAGAGCUGUCACUGCAAAAGGAGCAGCUGCAGCUCAAGAUCAUUGAGAUUGAGGAUGAAGCUGAGAAGUGGCAGAAGGAGAAGGACCGAAUCAAGAGCUUCACCACCAAUGAGAAGGCCAUCCUGGAGCAGAACUUCCGGGACCUGGUGCGGGACCUGGAGAAGCAAAAGGAGGAGGUGAGGGCUGCCCUGGAACAGCGGGAGCAGGAUGCUGUGGACCAGGUGAAGGUGAUUGUGGAUGCUCUGGAUGAGAGGGCCAAGGUGCUGCAUGAGGACAAGCAGACCCGGGAGCAGCUGCACAGCAUCAGCGACUCGGUGCUGUUUCUGCAGGAAUUUGGUGCAUUGAUGAGCAAUUACUCUCUCCCGCCGCCACUUCCCACCUAUCAUGUCCUGCUGGAGGGGGAGGGCCUGGGACAGUCCCUGGGCAACUUCAAGGACGACCUGCUCAAUGUGUGCAUGCGCCACGUCGAGAAGAUGUGCAAGGCGGACCUGAGCCGUAACUUCAUUGAGAGGAACCACAUGGAGAAUGGUCACGAUGGUGCUGGCCCUCGCCUCUGUGCAGGUGUGGCCUGCGUCCUGUACAAGGCCCUUUUCCUCUGCCUUACAGGUGGGGCCCGGACAUCGUACCAGCCCUCAUCCCCUGGCCGCUUCUCCAAGGAGACCAACCAGAAGAACUUCAGCAAUCUCUAUGGCACCAAAGGUAACUACACCUCCCGGGUCUGGGAAUACUCCUCCACCAUCCAGAGCUCUGACAAUGACCUGCCUGCCGUCCAAGGCAGCUCCUCCUUCUCCUUGAAAGGAUACCCCUCCCUCAUGCGGAGCCAGACCCCCAAGGCCCAGCCCCAGACUUGGAAAUCUGGCAAGCAGACUUUGCUGUCUCACCACCGGCCAUUCUACGUCAACAAAGGCAACGGGAUCGGGUCCAACGAGGCCCCGUGA
Otolemur garnettii (small-eared galago) is the source of this 1743-nucleotide messenger RNA. It is a transcript of the gene TRIM29, whose product is annotated as tripartite motif containing 29. NCBI's taxonomy places the organism in Eukaryota, Metazoa, Chordata, Mammalia, Primates, Galagidae. The transcript is spliced from 9 exons. The record is from RefSeq and is a predicted model, not a curated record. Bases 1 to 1743 code for a protein of 580 amino acids. Gene Ontology annotation, molecular function: zinc ion binding.